Molecule: messenger RNA, 3420 nt
Organism: Brachypodium distachyon (stiff brome)
Lineage: Eukaryota; Viridiplantae; Streptophyta; Magnoliopsida; Poales; Poaceae
Exons: 1
Coding region: 2567-3238 (223 amino acids)
Source: RefSeq, a predicted model, not a curated record
GGCACCAUUGGUCCUUGUUGAAAUCACGCUGGAUUUGUGUUCUUCCGAGAUUUUAAAAUGGGGUAGUGUCACAAAUGCCAAAUAGAGUGUAAAAAAUGAAAUUCACUCAUGAGUAAUAUAUGGUGUAUGCAUCAACUGAUGCAGCCAAAAAAAAAAGAUUUUGUACGAAAUCAGACGUAUGAUCUUUUAAAAGAUUUCAUUUUUGGAGUUCCAAUUAAAAUGCAUCUCUUCUCUCAGUCUCGUUUAUUGUCUCUCCCACCUUUCUCCAAUCGAGUGACAAAAAAGGCAUCGGCGUCGCCGGUGCUGUGCGUGCUUUGCCCGGUUCCCCCCCCGGAUGGCGGCGAGGGUGGGACAGGCUAAGUGAGAUGUAGGUGGCGGUGGAUAUAUGAUUCAAGGCAUGCAGUGGAUUUUUCCUUAGAAUUAUAGUCCUCUGUUAUUUCUGCAAAAGUCCUUUGGGCCAAAUAGGAAUUGAAGCGGCAAACAUCUCCUUGGGUAAUUUGCUCCCUGCAAAUGAGAGGAAAAUACAGAUAAUAGUCUCUAAAACUAAUGAGGUAGCUUUAUAAUUGAUUUCUUGAGACUCAAAUUAAAGGUUCAGUUGAUUCGGGCUCCUCUGGGUGUUUUAUAUGUAAAUUGCGGCUGAUUGUAACUUUGUGUUGGAGUAAUAAAGCUCAGGUUUUUCCGCAAAAAAAGAACAUCAUAUCGUGCCACCUCUGAUCUUCUUACCAUUGUUUGAAAUUAUAUUCUUUAAAGCAAAUAAAUAAUAAGUUUUGUCGGACUAAUAUCUUUACACUCAUAGAAAUCUGAGUUGGUGGUCGUGAGUUCACUCCAACAAAACUACCCACAAUGGCUACGGAUUCAUAUAAUUGCCACUUAUUUUAUACGUAUCAUGAUCUUUUGACUAUUCUUGAUUGGUUUUGUUGACUUUCAAGAUAUUUUUUUCAAAAAUAAUAUUUUAAGAUAAGUCUUUUUUAUCAGAAAAUUUAAAAAUAUGAGUCACAUAUUCUUAAUCCCGUAAUAAAGCACGGGCAUUUAGCUCGUCACUGGUAAUAUAUUGAGUUAAUUUAACAACAGGAACAUGCAAUUAGGUGGAUGCAAAUUUAAAUGUAGGGAUAGUUGUCGGCAUACCACCGUAAUACUACUCCAAACCUGGUAAUUACAAUCGUAAGCAUCAUUGCAAAGGUGUGAAAUGGGGUCCCAUGGUUCAAUGUACCUAUAUAGGGUCAAUAAGUUGAAGUAUGGAGAUCUUCUCGUCCAAGUGGUCACACGUGCCCUAGCUCUCAUUGUCGUAGCUCCUCAGAUCUCUCCGAUCUCCCCGUCUCCGGCAUCUCAUUGACAUUGUGAGGUAGGGAGAGCCGUCGUCUUGGUCUCUCAGUUUGCACCCUUUUUUUAGACUAGAGAUAUUCUGAUAUGCUUUAUAGGUUCUUCUUUGGUCAUCGUUUCCUUUUCAUUAAGCGGGCAAUGGUGUAGGUCACGAUAAGCAUGCUCCAUUGAGGUAAAGAUCAAGGAAAAAAAAAGGUUUGCCAGACAUUAGUCUUUUUGGACAGUGAGGAUAUAUGUUUCCUUGUUUGAAUCUACUUCCUCUGUCCCAUAUUAAGUGUCGAAAUAUUACAUGUAUCUAAACGCUUUUUAUGUAUAGAUACAUUCAUGUUUGAGCAAAUUUGAGACACUUAAUAUGAGACGGAGUGAGUAUAUAUAUAUGAUGCGGUGGCAUAAUUUUGGGUUUUGUUUCUCGUGCUUCAAUGCUAACUCAGCGUCGAUGCAAAUCCCGAAAAUCUUAUGAAAACACACGGGUGUGGACGGCACGUGUUUUUUCCUUGAAGAACGGUGUCAAACAUGGAUCGAGAGCUUCAUACCGUUCCCAAAGGCGACUUCUUGUCCAGGAGGAUAGUCCUAGUGGAACUUUAGUCUCGAUGACUUCGUGUCGCCCAGGGGCUGGAGGAGUAUAUAUACGGAAAUAAAUCGUGUAUACAGCACCUUUUUUCUUAGCGAAGAGUAUAUACCUUUUUUUUCCAUCGUGUCACCCAGGGCCUGGGGUCACUCAACACAUGUCCGGGCCGAUAUGAAAAACUCGUUCGCCUGGGGUAAACAACGCUGCCCAAGACUAGCCCACUAUGAGAGAGGCAUGUGGCUGCUGGCCGUUCACGGGCCAGGCCUAGAUAGCCGGCCGGCGUGGCGACUGGCGAGGCAGCAAAGUCCACAAAGCCCGAGGCAGCCCACGUGAGAGGGUCACACAACUCACAGACUGCUGGGACACGUGCACGGAGUGCCCUCCACCCGUUUGAUACCACAGUGCCCCGCCGCGAAGCUUCCCCUGCCGCAAUGGAGCCGCUGAGCUGCGCGUGGCCGUGCACCGCACUGUGCUUUCUCACGCGUCUCCCCUUUGAGCUUUGACUCACCCCACUCCUGUCCCCCCGUUUAGAUCUAAAUAUCUAAUCAAGCUAGUAGCUGUGGUAUAAAAAGAGCCGGAUGCAUCUGUAGGCUGUAGCUGCAGCUCACAGCACAGAGAGACGAGCUCGAUCGCGCAGCAGCAUUGUCCGAGUUGCACACUGAUACCGUCCAUUUAUAUAUGCAUCUGCAUCCAUCAUCCAUGGUGGGCGGCGGCGGAUGCGGCGGCGGGAGAGCUCUCCGGCGGGUCGACAGCUUUCCGGUGAGGCCGUCGCUGAGCAGGAGCGACGCCAUGAAGAAGAAGAAGAAUAGGAUUAGCAAGAGAUCCAGGAUCUCGGCCGCGCUGCGGGAGCUCAAGGUGGCCGCCAAAGCCCGGGACACCAACGCGCUUCUCCAGCUCGUCUUGACGGGACACCGCGCCGGCAGCGGCGGCCGCACAGGACCAUCAACAUCACCAUCAUCUGGUGGUGGGGAAAAAAUUACUACUACAUCGGAGGCAGAGCGCGGCAUGAUCGCCGAUCCGCUAGGACGCGGCGGCGCCAUCGCCGGUGCCUCCGAAUCGGCUGGUGAUGGUCUUAUCGUGUCCGGCGGGAGGCCAAUAGCGACGGCGACCGGGGCCGGGGGAGGAGCUCGUUGUUACGCGAGGUGGACGGCGGCGGUGCUGGCGCUGGUGGUGGCCCUGGCGUGCGUGGUGGUGCUCGGCAAGGCUCCGGCCAUCUGCUGCUGCACCUGCGCCGCCUGGUGGUGCGGCGGCGGCGGUAACGCGGCGGAGAGGCGCCGCGCAUCUCAUGACGACUCCGAUUGCCGGCGCCUGAAGAACGGCGGAUACCAUGGCACAGCGUUACUAGCGUAGUACGGCGCCCACAGGCGCAGAGCAGAGCAGUAGAGGUCGCUUGUGGGUGAACGUUGGAAUUUUUUCUUUAGCCAGCAGCCUAGCAGAGUAGCAGGGCGUCCAGCCGUGCAACGUGUUUUGUUUAAUUCUUUCUAUAAAGAACGCUAUAAUUCGUGGAAAGAAUGUUCUUUUUUUUUUCUUAA